AUGGAGUACCCUCCGCAGUAUCAACAGCCUCAUGGCCAACAUCCGCAUGCCCCGUCGCACAUACCUGGAUCUUACCAAGCGGCCCCACAGAACCCUGGUGCCCCCGUCGGGUCCAUGGCAUCCCCCACCAAUCCCCAGGCUCCAAUGCAACCGACACACCCUGCCCAUCAGACCUCCCCCAUCGUCCCAUCGCAACAGCAUUACCAGCAGGCACAAAAUGCGCCGGGCGCUGUUCAUCAACAAAUGAACUUCCCUCAGGGCUAUGGUGUCCCCGCAGCCAUGCCCCAGACAUACGGGAUCUCCCCCACGCAAGCCGCCGCGAUGGCCACUGCAGCCGCAUCCGGACAGUUCUACCCGCUGCAUCAGGAUGUGACUGGACAGAUGGCUCAAGGGUCGCGAGGCUCACCGCGUAUGUCGUCCGGGGUACAGAUGAAGCAGGAUCGGAAUCCGCGGUCGCCACCGCAGAUGGCAGGCCAGAUGCCCCCGAUGGGUGGACAAGUUCAGAUGCCUCCAAAUGCGCAGUUGCCUCCCCGGCGGAUGAGCCACGUGGGAAGUCCUGGGGUGCAAAAUGCGCAGCCCGUGAUGAACCAUGUUGGCCGACCCUCCAUAGCUCCCCCAAUGGGCGGUCCUCAAGCGGCCGUGCAACCGCACCAGCCGUCCCCUGAGAUGGUGGCUAGCAAUAACCAGGAGGAGUCUCCCCUGUACGUGAAUGCCAAGCAGUUCCACCGCAUUCUGAAGCGCCGGGUUGCUCGACAGAAGCUGGAGGAACAGUUGCGUUUAACUUCCAAGGGCCGGAAGCCCUACCUUCAUGAAUCACGACACAAUCACGCCAUGCGCCGACCUCGUGGUCCUGGUGGCCGUUUCUUGACGGCGGAUGAGGUAGCUGCCAUGGACAAGAAGGUCGCCGAGGGAGACCCAGACCCGCUAGCCGAGAUCAUGGGAAGAGAGAAUGGCUCUUCCACCAAACGAAAGUCAAGUGAAGUGAAUGAGGAUCAAGUAAAUUCCAAGAAAACUAAGAUCAUCGCGAGUGCCGAGGCAAGUGAGCAAGACUCUGCUGACGCCUCUGAUGAUGACGGUUGA
Molecule: messenger RNA, 1080 nt
Organism: Penicillium pulvis
Lineage: Eukaryota; Fungi; Ascomycota; Eurotiomycetes; Eurotiales; Aspergillaceae
Gene: hapB
Product: CCAAT-binding transcription factor subunit HAPB
Exons: 1
Coding region: 1-1080 (359 amino acids)
Biological process (GO): regulation of transcription by RNA polymerase II
Cellular component (GO): CCAAT-binding factor complex
Molecular function (GO): DNA-binding transcription factor activity, RNA polymerase II-specific; RNA polymerase II cis-regulatory region sequence-specific DNA binding
Source: RefSeq, a predicted model, not a curated record